Molecule: messenger RNA, 2210 nt
Organism: Cannabis sativa
Lineage: Eukaryota; Viridiplantae; Streptophyta; Magnoliopsida; Rosales; Cannabaceae
Product: chaperonin CPN60-2, mitochondrial
Exons: 18
Coding region: 250-1965 (571 amino acids)
Biological process (GO): protein refolding
Cellular component (GO): mitochondrion; cytosol
Molecular function (GO): ATP binding; ATP-dependent protein folding chaperone
Source: RefSeq, a predicted model, not a curated record
GCCCAGAUCCAAGAAAAGGCCCAAAUGUGUAGAUGAAUCUUCUCCUUCAACAUUUCUGCAUCGUUACCGUACUUGGUCUCGGCCGGUUAAGCCUCCUCCAACAACAUUAAACCCUUAAACCCUAAAAACGUGAAGAAAGAAAGAUUGCCCUUCCCUUCCCUUCUCUGCAUCUGUAUUUUUCGUUCUUUCCCAUUUUUCCUUUGUCGAAACUCUAAACUUUAUACCUCCCUACUCUGCUAAGUGAUCACCAUGCACCGGUUCGCCACUACCCUCGUCUCCAAAGCCAGGUUGACUAAGAAUGGCACUCAGCAGAUUGGUAGUAGAUUGAGUUGGACGAGGAACUAUGCAGCAAAAGACGUUAAAUUCGGGGGUCAAGCCCGUGCCUUGAUGCUUAGGGGUGUUGAAGAGCUCGCUGAUGCUGUGAAAGUGACAAUGGGACCUAAAGGUCGCAAUGUUGUCAUUGAGCAAAGUUAUGGUGCCCCUAAAGUUACUAAAGAUGGUGUUACUGUGGCAAAAAGUAUUGAAUUCAAGGAUAGAGUAAAGAAUGUCGGUGCUAGUCUUGUAAAACAAGUGGCAAAUGCUACCAACGAUGUGGCCGGAGAUGGUACUACGUGUGCAACAGUUCUCACUCGUGCAAUAUUUAAGGAAGGCUGCAAGUCAGUAGCUGCAGGGAUGAAUGCUAUGGAUUUAAGGCGUGGGAUUACAAUGGCAGUUGAUGCUGUCGUAACAAACUUGAAGAGCAGGGCAAGAAUGAUCAGUACAUCGGAAGAAAUAGCACAGGUUGGAACAAUAUCAGCUAAUGGGGAAAGGGAAAUUGGUGAGCUAAUAGCAAAAGCCAUGGAGAAAGUUGGCAAGGAGGGUGUCAUCACCAUUGCAGAUGGGAAAACUUUGGAAAAUGAAUUAGAGGUGGUUGAAGGAAUGAAGUUGGACAGGGGCUAUAUUUCCCCUUUCUUCAUCACCAAUCAGAAAAACCAAAAAUGUGAAUUGGAAAAUCCACUUAUCUUAAUCCAUGAGAAGAAAAUCUCUAAUCUGAAUGCCAUAGUGAAGAUACUAGAGUUGGCUUUGAAGAAUCAAAGGUCUCUACUUAUUGUUGCUGAAGAUGUAGAAAGUGAAGCGCUCGCUACCCUCAUCAUAAACAAGCUCCGAGCUGGAAUCAAGGUUUGUGCCAUUAAAGCCCCUGGUUUCGGAGAAAGCAGGAAGGCCAAUUUACGAGAUCUUGCUGUUCUUACAGGAGGGGAGGUCAUAACUGAGGAGCUCGGUAUGGAUCUUGAAAAAGUCGGACCAGAAGUGCUCGGUACAUGCAAAAAGAUUACGGUAUCAAAGGAUGAUAGCGUCAUUCUUGAUGGUGCUGGUGACAAGAAAGCAAUUGAAGAAAGAUGUGAACAGCUGAGGUCAUCAAUUGAAUCGAGCACUUCAGAUUACGAUACAGAAAAGUUACAAGAGCGGCUUGCAAAGCUUUCCGGUGGUGUUGCUGUCUUAAAGAUUGGUGGAGCUAGUGAAACAGAAGUUAGCGAGAAGAAGGACAGAGUCACCGAUGCUUUAAACGCUACCAAGGCUGCCGUGGAGGAAGGAAUUGUGCCCGGUGGUGGUGUUGCCCUUUUAUAUGCUUCAAAGGAGCUUUCGAAGUUGCAGACUGCAAAUUUCGACCAAAAGAUUGGUGUUCAGAUCAUUCAAAAUGCACUUAAGAUGCCGGUAAGUACAAUUGCUUCUAAUGCCGGAGUAGAGGGGGAAGUUAUCGUUGCUAGGCUUUUGGAGCAAGACAAUCUUGACCUCGGAUAUGAUGCAGCAAAAGGUGAAUACGUGGACAUGAUAAAGGCGGGAAUCAUCGAUCCAUUGAAAGUCAUUAGGACGGCGUUGGUUGAUGCUGCAAGUGUUGCGUCGUUGUUAACUACCACGGAAGCUGUUGUUGUGGAACUUCCCAAGGAUGAGGAACCAUCUGCAAUGUCACCAGGCAUGGACUACUGAUGUUGAUUUUGUCAUCUAUACAUUUUUUUCUUCAAAAGUAGGAUUUGGCAAGAGAACAAGGAUCAAAUAUAAAAAUAAAAUAAAGAAAUUGCUAGAACUUAGAAGAGAAUUUUACACAAAAACCAGAAAGUUGAGAUAGAAAACUCUUUAUUCUUUAAAUCUUACUCUGAUUUUUGUUUCACUAUUUAUACCAAUUUUUGAGUUUAUUAUGAAAUUUGCUACACCAACUAUAGUGUCUGCUAAAA